Molecule: messenger RNA, 1730 nt
Organism: Cuscuta campestris
Lineage: Eukaryota; Viridiplantae; Streptophyta; Magnoliopsida; Solanales; Convolvulaceae
Source: the annotation of a GenBank genome assembly
CACACUAUGCGUUCGUUAGUCAAUUUGAACCUAAGAACGUAGAAGAUGCACUAAAAGAUAGUGAUUGGAUUAUAUCCAUGCAACUAGAGCUUGAGCAAUUUGAACGCAACAAGCCAGGAUGAACGCAACAAAGCUAAGGGUAAAGUGUGAUUCAAAGCUGGUGGUUGGCCACGUCUCGGGAGAGUUCGAGGCGAAGGACGAAAGAAUGAAGAAGUACAGAGAUACCGCUCUGGAGUUACUUAAGAGUUUCACCGCGUAUAGUGUGGAGCAGAUCCCUCGGGCGGAGAAUGCCGAGGCGGAUAUCUUGUCGAAGCUGAGCUCGGACACGCCCGAGCACAUCAGGCGGAUGGCGAACGUGGAAGAGUUGUCCGAGCCGAGCAUCCAUGCCUUCCCCGUGGCGAUGAUCUGUGCUCGGCCAAGAGAUUGGAUGGACGACAUAGUUGCCUUCUUGAAGGAUGGCGCCCUCCCGGACGAUGCAAUAAAGGCCAAGUUGGUCCGGACUAGGGCACCUGGGUACACUUUGGAGGGCGAAAAGCUAUACAAGCGAGCAUACAACGGUACGCUGCUCAGGUGCCUCCGACCAGCUGAAGCAGAGCAAGUCAUGGAGGAGGUGCACGCGGGGAUCUGCUCCGCCCACCAAGGAGCCUACGCAGUGUCAAGGAAGAUAACCCUCCAAGGAUAUUUUUGGCCAACAAUUGUUAAGGAUUGCGCGGAGUUUGUGAGAAAGUGCAAGGUGUGCCAAGAGUUCCAGAAGGUACCGGGGAGGCCUUCAACAAACUAUACCCCCAUCAGCACAGCUAUCCCGUUCACGCGGUGGGGGGUGGACCUCGUGGGUGCGCUUCCUAGAGGUACCGGGAACGUGCGAUACGUCAUUGUAGCCAUUGACUACUUCACUACGUGGGUGGAGGCGGCAAGCAUCACUGGAGCUCAAUGCCAGAAGUUUCUCGCAAAGCAAGUCAUCUGCCGCUUCGGCGUUCCCGAACACGUAAUCACGGACAAUGGAACACAAUUCAAGUCCAAGCCCUUUAACGACUUUCUCGAGAGUUGGGGGAUCAAGCACAGCUAUGCAUCGGUUGGGUACCCGCAGACGAACGGGCAGGUCGAGAAUGCCAACCGAACGAUAGUCGACGGGCUGAAGCAAAAGUUGGAAGCUUGUGGCGGGGAGUGGGCAGAGGAGUUGCCCUAUAUCUUAUGGACCUACCGGACCACGCCCCAAAGGGCAACCGGGGAAACUCCUUUCGCUCUAUGCUACGGAUUUGAGGCAAGGGCACCCGCAGAGAUCUCCAUCGCAACCCACCGGGAGGCGGUCUUUGACCCCGAGCGAAAUGAGGAAGCCCUGGCAGCCGAGCUCCACCUCGUGCAUGAAAGACGAGAAGCGGCCUUCUUACGGGCGGAGAAUUACCGGAGGAAGGUGAAGAGCUACCAUGAUGGGCGCGUGCGCGCGCGGGGGUUCGCCGAAGGAGAUUGGGUGCUGCGCAAGAGAACGGUGAGCUGCCCCCUAGAAGGAGGAAAGUUUGCCAAAAAUUACGAAGGCCCGUACAUCAUCAAAGAAGUGGUGGGCCCUUCAACAUUCCGCCUGCAGAUGCCGAGCGGAGGGGACGUGCCCAGGACAUGGAAUGCCGAGAACUUAGUUAAGUUUUAUCAGUAGACUUCUGAUGUACACGGACCCCAAAAUGGGAACCCGUAGAUCUUUUCGGUUGAACUCAAUGGAAUGAAGUUUUUUGCGAAAA